CUGAUGAUCAUUCAGACUCUGUUUCUAUUGAGAGAUAAAAGGCUGGUUGAAUGAGUUGCCUAUGAAAGCUACUUCAUCUGUAAGAAAACAGGCGGCUGCACCAGUGACUGGGUCAGUGCUCUAAAAUGAGUCUCUCUGGGGAGAGAAAGGAGAGGGGCCCUGCCUCUAAAAUGAGUGUCUCUGGGGAGAGAGAGGAGGGGGGCCCUGCCUCUAAAAUGAGUCUCUCUGGGGAACAUGACACCAAAGCUAAGAGGGGUCAGUGCUCUAAAAUGAGUCUCUCUGGGGAGAGAGCGGAGGGGGACCCUGCCUCUAAAAUGAGUCUCUCUGGGGAACCUGACACCAAAACCAAAACUAAGAGACCAAUGAAGCAGGAGAGACCAGCCUCCCCUGUUCCCAGCUGUGUGUCCAUGAAGAGUGACAAGAGUGACUGGUCUAUGGAACCUCCUAUAGUGUUUAGAGAGGGGAACUUUUCUACUGAACAAAGGUUUAAGGGCAACGUAGCACGUCUGGUGAACAGGGCAGAGCUCCAUAUCCGCAGGGAGACCAGUAGAAACCACAUCAGCAGCACAACAAGACCAAUCAAGCAGGAGAGACCAGCCUCCCCUGUUCCCAGCUGUGUGUCCAUGAAGAGUGACUGGUCUAUGGAACUACCUAUAUCUUUUAGAAAGGGAGACUUUUCUACUGAUCAAAGAAACCAACAGGAGAGAUCAGAGUCAGAGAUGCUCAGUGGUCAGUCUUCCCAGAGUCAUCAAACAGACCUGGCCUCCAUAUUCAGUUUGCUUGAAGAGAAAAUUAUGACAUUUGUGAAGAACGAGCUGAAGAUGUUCAAGAGGAUUCUUAGUCCAGAACUCCCAGAAGGCUUUGAGAGUCAGAAGCAGGAAGUGGUGGAUGCUGAAGAUGAGAAGCAGGAGAGCAGUGCCAGAGAGGGGGCUCUGAAGAUCACACUGCACAUCCUGAGGAAAAUGAACCAGAAGAAGCUUGCUGACACACUGGAGAAAAAUUCAGAUGAUCUUGCUGUGAUUUGCCAACGUGACCUCAAAUCUAAUCUAAAGAAGAAGUUUCAAUGUGUAUUUGAGGGGAUCGCUAAACAAGGAAACCCAACACUUCUCAAUAAGAUCUACACAGAGCUCUACAUCACAGAGGGUGGAACAGGAGAGGUCAAUAAUGAACAUGAGCUGAGACAGAUUGAGACAACAACCAGGAAACAAGCAACACCAGAGACUGCAAUCAAAUGUAACGACAUCUUCAAACCCUUAACUGGACAAGACAAACCUAUCAGAACUGUGCUGACAAAGGGAGUCGCUGGCAUUGGAAAAACAGUCUCUGUGCAGAAGUUCAUUCUGGACUGGGCUGAAGGAAAAGCAAAUCAGGAUGUCCAAUUUGUAUUUUCAUUCCCUUUCCGGGAGCUGAAUUUGAUGAAAGGGGACAAACACACUUUGUUUGAACUUCUCAAUCACUUCUCAAUGGAAACCAAACAAUCAGGAAUCUCCAACUUUGACAAGUACAAAGUUCUGUUCAUCUUUGAUGGUCUGGAUGAGUGCCGACUGCCCCUAGACUUCCAGAAGAACAAGAUCUGUUGUGACGUCACAGAGUCAACCUCAGUGGAUGUUCUGCUGACAAAUCUCAUCAAGGGAAAUCUGCUUCCCUCUGCUCUCCUCUGGAUAACUACCCGACCUGCAGCAGCCAAUAAAAUCCCCUCAGGGUGUGUUGACCAGGUGACAGAGGUACGAGGGUUCAAUGACCCACAGAAGGAGGAGUACUUCAGGAAGAGAUUCAGUGAUGAGGACCUGGCCAGCAGAAUCAUCUCACACAUAAAGACAUCAAGGAGCCUCCACAUCAUGUGCCACAUUCCAGUCUUUUGUUGGAUUUCUGCAACAGUCCUUGAACACAUGCUGAAGCAUAAGAGAGAAGAGAUGCCCAAGACUCUGACUGAGAUGUACACACACCUUGUGGUGUUUCUUACCAAACAAAAGAAUGAAAAGUAUCUUCGGAAAGAAACAGGUCCACACUGGAAUAAAGAGAGCAUUCUGUCACUGGGAAAACUGGCUUUUCAACAGCUUGUGUAUGGCAAUCUGAUUUUCUAUGAAGAAGACCUGAAAGAGGCUGGCAUUGAUGUCAAUGAAGCCUCAGUGUACUCAGGAUUGUGCACACAGCUCUUUAAAGAGGAAUGUGGGCUGUACCAGGACAAGGUGUACUGCUUUGUUCAUCUGAGCAUUCAGGAGUUUCUGGCUGCUGUAUAUGUGUUCCUCUCAUUCAUCAAAAACAAUAAGAAUCUAAUGGACAAACCGCAAACAAAGUCCAGUGUCUUUUCUUCGCUGUUCAGAGACAAGCCUCAAGUUGCUUUCUACAGGAGUGCUGUGGAUAAAGCCUUACGAAGUGAGGCAGGAAACCUGGACCUUUUCCUCCGCUUCCUUCUGGGCCUCUCACUGGAGUCCAAUCAGAAGCACUUACGAGGUCUACUGACAAAGACAAGAAGCAGCUCACAGAGCCAUGAAGAAACAGUCAAGUACAUCAAGGAGAAGAUCAGGGAGAAUCCCUCUCCAGAGAGGAGCAUCAAUCUGUUCCACUGUCUGAAUGAACUGAAUGACCAUUCUCUAGUGGAGGAGAUCCAAAGCUACCUGAGAUCAGGAAGUCUCUCAAAACCCAACCUGUCACCUGCACAGUGGUCAGCUCUGGUCUUUGUGUUGCUGACUUCAGAAAAGGAGCUGGAUGUGUUUGACCUGAAGAAAUACUCCAGAUCAGAGGAAGGUCUUCUGAGGCUGCUGCCAGUGGUCAAAGCCUCCAGAGCUGCUCUGCUGUCAGGCUGUGGAGUCACAGAGGAAGGCUGUGCUUCUCUGGUCUCAGCUCUGGAGUCAAACCCCUCACACCUGAGAGAGCUGGAUCUGAGUAACAAUGACCUGAAUGAUUCAGGAGUGAAGCUGCUCUCUGCUGGACUGGGGAAUCCCCACUGUAAACUGGAGGCUCUGAGGCUGUCAGGCUGUCUAGUCACAGAGGAAGGCUGUGCUUCUCUGGUCUCAGCUCUGAGGUCAAACCCCUCACACCUGAGAGAGCUGGAUCUGAGUAACAAUGACCUGAAGGACUCAGGAGUGAAGCUGCUCUCUGCUGGACUGGGGAAUCCCCACUGUAAACUGGAGACUCUGAGGCUGUCAGGCUGUCUAGUCACAGAGGAAGGCUGUGCUUCUCUGGUCUCAGCUCUGAGGUCAAACCCCUCACACCUGAGAGAGCUGGACCUGAGCUACAAUCACCCAGGAGACUCAGGAGUCAGACUGCUCUCUGCUGGACUGGAGGAUCCACACUGCAGACUGGAGAAACUCAAUGUGGAACAUGGUGGAGAGAACAGAAUGAAACCUGGGCCUAGAAAAUAUGUCUGUGAUCUCACACUGGACCCAAACACAGUAAACAGACACCUCUCUCUGUCUGAGGAGAACAGAAAGGUGACAUGGAGGAGAGAGAAGCAGCCGUAUCCUGAUCACCCAGAGAGAUUUGAGGACUGUAGACAGGUGCUGUGUAGAGAGGGUCUGACUGGGCGCUGUUACUGGGAGGUAGAGUGGAGUGGGUACAGGAUUGGGAGAAGGGCUGAUAUAGGAAUGACAUAUAAAGGAAUCAACAGGAGAGAAAGAGGAGGGGUUAAGGACUGUUGGCUUGGAUACAAUGACAAGUCCUGGAGUCUGUUCUGCUCUGACAACAGUUACUCUGCAUGUCACAAUAAUUAUCCCACUACCAUAGACGUCCCCUCCUCCAGCCCCCACAGAGUAGGAGUGUAUCUGGACUGGCCAGCCGGCACUCUGUCCUUCUAUAGAGCCUCCUCUGACACACUGACCCACCUGAUCACAUUCACCUCCACAUUCACUGAGCCCCUCUAUCCAGGGUUUGGGCUUUGUUCUGACUCCUCAGUGUCUCUCUGUCACACAAUAAUAACCUGUAAAUAAUACACACACUGGAUACACACACACACUGGACUCACACACACACACACACACUGGAUACACACACACACUGGACUGACACACACAGACACACACUGAAUACACACACUGGACUCACACACACACACACACACACUGGACAAACACACACAAACACACUGGAUACACACACACUGGACUCACACACACACACACUGGAUACACACACACACUGGACUCACACACACACACACACACUGGACAAACACACACACACACACUGGACUCACACACACACACACACUGGACAAACACACACACACACACACACACUGGACACACACACACACACUGGACACACACACACACCCACACACACUGGACAAACAAACACACACACACACACUGGACACACACACACACACACACUGGGCACAAACAGACUGGACACACACACACACACAUACACACACACUGGGGACACACACACUGGGGACACACACACACAGACUGGACACACACACACAGACUGGACACACACACACACACACUGGACAUACACACACACACACUGUACACACACACACUGGACACACACACACACACAGACUGGACACACACACACACACUGGACACACACACACACACACACUGGACACUCACACACACAUACUGGACACAGACACACACACACACACACUGGACACACACACACACACACACUGGAUACACACACACACACUGGACUCACACACACACACAUACACACUGGACUCACACACACACACACACACACUGGAACAACAAACACACUGGACACAUACACUGGACACACACACACAAACUGGACACACACAUACACACUGGACACACACACACACUGGACACACACACACACACACACACUGGACACACACACACAAACUGGACACACACACUGGACACACCCACACACUGAACACACACACUGGACACACACACACAAACUGGACACACACACACACUGGACACAUACACUGGACACACACACACAAACUGGACACACACAUACACACUGGACACACACACACACUGGACACACACACACACACACACUGGACACACACACACAUACACACACACUGGACACACACACACACACACACAUACUGGACACAGACACACACACACACUGGACACACACACACACACACACACACACUGGACACACACACACACACACACACACACACACACACACAAACUGAAACACACACACACUGGACACAAACAGACUGGACACAUACACACACACUGGGGACACACACACUGGGGACACACACACUGGGGACACACACACACAGACUGGACACACACACACAGACUGGACACACACACACACACACACACACACACUGGACACACACACACUGGACAUACACACACACACACACAGACUGGACACACACACACACACUGGACACUCACACACACAUACUGGACACAGACACACACACACACACACUGGACACACACACACACACACACACUGGAUACACACACACACACUGGACUCCACACACACACACACACACACACACACACUGGACAAACAAACAAACACACACACACACACACUGAACACACACACUGGACACACACAUACACACUGGACACACACACACACUGGACACACACACACUGGACACAUACACACACACACUGGACACACACACACACACACACUGGACACACACAGACUGGACACACACACGCUGGACACACACACACACACACACACACUGGACACAAACACACACGCUGGACACACACACACUGGACAAACACAAACUCACACAGGACACACACUGGACACACACACACAUGCACGUCUUCCUAUAGUUGUGAGGAGGACUGUUUUAUAACACUGUUUAUGUUGAAUAACAAAUUGAGCAAUUAUAUAUAAUUAUAUCUGGACAUACGCUCCAUAGUUGUACAAGAAAACAAUGAUAUAUUGUACUUUUCAUAAUAAAACAUACUUGAAACAAGAAAAGGCUGUUAAUUGUGAAAACAGUUUGUUUAUUGAUUUUACGUUUCCUCUGUCAGGUUGAUGUUAACCUGCGACUGGUUGAAACAUGAAACAAAUAUGAAAUGAAAUACAAAACAAUUAAAUAUGUGGAAUAGAAUUAAACAAAUUGUACAAUUAGUACAACAGAGUGUUGUGAUGCAGGGUUACUAUAGCAACAGAGUGUUGUGAUGCAGGGUCACUAUAGCAACAGAGUGUUGUAAUGCAGGGUGACUAUAGCAACAGAGUGUUGUGAUGCAGGAUCACUAUAGCAACAUAUUGUUGUGAUGAUGUCACGUUCUGACCUUAAUUCUUUUGUAUUUUUCUUUGUUUAAGUAUGGUCAGGGAGUUGGCUGGGUUAUCUAUGUUUUGUUUAAGUAUGGUCAGGGCGUGAGUUGGCUGGGUUAUCUAUGUUUUGUUUAAGUAUGGUCAGGGAGUUGGCUGGGUUAUCUAUGUUUUGUGUUUCUAUGUUGGGUUUUCAUUUGGCCUGAUAUGGUUGUCAAUCAGAGGCAGUGUUAGUCAUUGUCUCUGAUUUGGAACCAUAUUUAGGUAGCCUGUUUUCUGUUGGGUUUUGUGGGUGGUUGGAGGAGGAGGUGUCUGUGUGUUCCACAUGGAACUGUUUCGGUUUUCGUUCGUUCAGUUUAUUGUUCUGUAUUUCAGUGUUCAGUUUAUUGUUCUGUGUUCAGUGUUCAGUUUAUUGUUCUGUAUUUCAGUGUUCAGUUUAUUGUUCUGUAUUUCAGUGUUCAGUUUAUUGUUCUGUGUUCAGUGUUCAGUUUAUUGUUCUGUAUUUCAGUGUUCAGUUUAUUGUUCUGUGUUCAGUGUUCAGUUUGUUCUAUUAAAGUUUCAUCAUGAACACUUA
Molecule: messenger RNA, 6808 nt
Organism: Oncorhynchus nerka (sockeye salmon)
Lineage: Eukaryota; Metazoa; Chordata; Actinopteri; Salmoniformes; Salmonidae
Product: NLR family CARD domain-containing protein 3-like
Exons: 15
Coding region: 126-3929 (1267 amino acids)
Biological process (GO): intracellular signal transduction
Molecular function (GO): protein binding
Source: RefSeq, a predicted model, not a curated record